This is a messenger RNA of Melampsora larici-populina 98AG31, 1698 nucleotides long. RefSeq names its product family 31 glycosyltransferase. Bases 1 to 1698 code for a protein of 565 amino acids. Lineage: Eukaryota; Fungi; Basidiomycota; Pucciniomycetes; Pucciniales; Melampsoraceae. The record is from RefSeq and is a predicted model, not a curated record. The transcript is spliced from 5 exons. Gene Ontology annotation, molecular function: acetylglucosaminyltransferase activity.
AUGGGGAAACUCCUUUUGCCUUCAUCCAUAGUCAUUACACCUCCUGAAUCAUCAAGUGGUACCACUCCUCAAAGUUCUCCGCGACCUCAUCUCGUCUCUUUGUUGGCAUCCAAGACAACCCUUCGGCGUCAUCGCUUGAUACCUUUUAUCAUUUGCACUUGUAUAGCUGGUUUGAUUCUUAUCAUUUCACCCCUUCAUCUUGUCCGAAACGCUGCUCGCUCUUCCCUUUAUCUGAUCGGUGUCCGAGCCCACAACGGUAUUCCAUCUGAAGCUUAUGGUCGGAUUUUACCUGUGGUUGGAGAAUACGACCCAAACCAAGUUGGACUCGAAGCUUUUCCUCAAUGGAACUCGCAUCCUCUUCCUUUCUCAAGCUGGCGAAAAUGGGCACAGUUCAUCGAUUUAAAGUCUCAUGUCUUGCAGAACAUUUUGAUGCCUGAUCAAGUCCCGAUUCACACAUUCCCUCGAGAGAUCGUCUUAAGCCAAGACGCUCCCGAGCUUUCCGAUUUAAUGUUUGGAAUUGCAACCACAGCGGACCGCGCUACAAUCUUGUCCCAUCUAUGGUCACAUUGGCUCAAUCCUCGCCCACAUUCCAACUCUGCUUCACCAUCUUGUAUUAUCCUUCUUGGCGAGUCUGACUUCGAGACAGACUCGAAUCAUACCAUUUCCAAAGCAGAAGAGCUUUCGCAAACUCUUCACUCACGUCGACAGUUACCAAUGUGUCAAGUGAUCGGCACUCAAGUUCGACAUUCUAGUCGUUACGAGAUUCGAUACUUUGCACUUUUGAAGGAAAUGGAUGAGAUCGCCCGGUCGAAGAAUGAGAACCCAAAAUGGUAUGUGAUUGGUGACGACGAUACGGUAUGGGUUGAUGAGCGUAUGCUCAGGAGAGAGUUGAACAAAUAUGAUCCAGACAAGAAGUGGUUUCUCGGAACCACUUCAGAAGCUGUGGCUCAGCUGAAUACUUUCGGGAACAUGGCAUACGGUGGAGGUGGGAUCAUCAUCUCAAGGGGUUUGUUCAAGGAAAUGUUAGAACAACACGAAUUUUGCCUUGAGGCCAACAAAGAUGUCUUUGGCGGUGAUGAAAUCUACACGCGUUGCGCUGCCCAAGCUAUGGGGAAUGGUGCUACAAAGGACACCGUCCUCACACCAAUAGACUCGUUGCACCAGAUGGACGUGCCUGGUGAUGGAAGCGGUCUAUUUCAAUCUGGCAUACCUUUCAUGUCGCUUCACCACAUGUGGCACGGAUGGACAGAUGCUUUUGCGUGGGACCACCCCACAAGUUUUCAUCAUGAAGACAAUGACUUAAACCAACUCCUUCUACUCUUGAAGGCGGCAAAUUUUCUUGGGGGUGAUAACCUUUUUCGAAGAUCUGUACACGGCGACGGAUCUCAACUCCUCAGUCUCGGGUACUCGUUCACGGUCUAUGAUAAACCUCUAGCACCACAAGAUACGAAAUUGGUCGAAUACACUUGGAGUUAUGAUGGCUACGAAUUACGGUAUCCAUCUAGAGCGCGGAUCCCAGAGACUGACGAGGUUGGAACAGGCGGGAAACGUACAUAUUACCUCAGUCAAUUGGAAAUUUCACCAGAUGGACAAUCGGCUACCUUUAUCCAUUUGGAUAAGUGGAAAAACCGAAUGGAUAUCCUAUGGGGUGAACCUUAUAGACAUAAAAAGCACAGAAGCACUGCUCGUUGGCACUGA